AUGGUGCUGGAUAAAGCUCGGCUGAGUGUGGACAAUGGCACGAUGACAAAGACCUUCAUGAACAUAAACCCUGCUGCCAACACUGCUGCUGCUGACACAUCAACUCCCCUGCCAGAACUAAAGACAGAGAAACCUGAGCAACCAGACCCCUCCAGGAUCGAGGUGGUCUCUGUGACAGAGGAAGACCUCCCCACUGUCGAGACCCCCAACACAGUAAAUGUCAGCCCCCUCGGCAGCUUUACUGCUGACCCCCAGUCAGAGAAUACUUCUGCAAAACCUGAAGAGCCCCAGCCUCCAGCUGCGCCCAGUCCAACCAUGCCAAUCACUAAGGUGCAGCCAUUUCUCCAAGAGGAAAAAAGCUGGAAGAACAGACUGUUGGCUCAUCGCUUCGAGCUGCUCAUCGCUUCAGGCGUCAUCAUGGUGGUGACUCUCAUUCUCGGCAUCGGCCUCGGAGUGGGUCUGAGCUGUGUGGGGAAGUUCCGUUGUGGCUCAUCAUCUCAGUGCAUCAGCUCCUUGGCUCAGUGUGAUGGACAGGUGCACUGUGACAAUGGAGAGGACGAGCUUGGCUGUGUGCGUCUAAGUGGGAGGAGCUCAGUGCUUCAGGUCCAGAAAGGGGGGUUAUGGAGGACUGUCUGUUCAGAGGACUGGAACAACUGGCUGGGGGUCUCUGCCUGCAAGCAGCUGGGUUAUUCAAGGUAUGUGGAGUCAUUCUUCAUCUCUCUGACCUCCAUUGAACAGGACCUUCAACACAAUCUAAUGUCCAUUGCCCUGAACCAGCCCCACAUCAUAAAGCUGCAGAACACCACCACUUUCAGUAAGACUGAGUGCAGCUCAGGGAAGGUGACCACUUUGAAAUGUCUGGAAUGUGGCUCCAGGCCUCAGUACAGCACUCGUAUUGUUGGAGGUAACAUCUCCAGACCAGGUCAGUUCCCAUGGCAGGUCAGUCUCCACUACAACGGUGAGCACCUGUGUGGAGGCUCCAUCAUAACAUCACGCUGGAUCCUCACGGCAGCACACUGUGUGUACGGGUUUGCAGACCCCUCCAUGUGGACAGUCCAUGUGGGGCUGACACAGCAGCUCGUCCACGGGGCCCAGUCUCUGGCUGUGGAGCAGAUCAUAUACCACGCUCGCUAUCGGCCAAAAGGACUAGACUACGACGUGGCUCUAAUGAAACUGGCCGUGUCUCUGGUUUUCAAUGGCCUGGUGGAGCCCAUCUGUCUGCCCAACCAUGGGGAGGACUUUGUGGAGGGCACCAUGUGCUGGAUCUCUGGAUGGGGAGCAACUGAGGCCGAUGGAGAGACCAGCUUGGUUCUGCACUCGGCCACAGUCCCCCUCCUCUCUACUAAGACCUGCAACCAGCCAGAGGUCUACCGCGGCCUCAUCUCCUCCUGGAUGAUCUGUGCCGGGUACCUGGAGGGAGGAGUGGACUCCUGUCAGGGGGACAGUGGCGGUCCUCUGGCCUGUGAAGACUCAUCUGUGUGGAAGCUGGUCGGGGCGACCAGCUGGGGGAUCGGCUGUGCCAUGAGGAACAAGCCAGGCGUCUACACUCGCAUCACACAGUCCCUCAGCUGGAUCCGCCAACAGAUGGAGAGGGAUAAAAACCAGAUUACUGCAACUAUUGACAGACAACUGUUGUACAGUACAAUAUUACAGAUAUUCAAAUAAGAGGCAC
Molecule: messenger RNA, 1672 nt
Organism: Seriola dumerili (greater amberjack)
Lineage: Eukaryota; Metazoa; Chordata; Actinopteri; Carangiformes; Carangidae
Gene: tmprss3a
Product: transmembrane protease, serine 3
Exons: 15
Coding region: 1-1665 (554 amino acids)
Biological process (GO): proteolysis
Cellular component (GO): membrane
Molecular function (GO): protein binding; serine-type endopeptidase activity
Source: RefSeq, a predicted model, not a curated record